Colletotrichum graminicola M1.001 is the source of this 351-nucleotide messenger RNA. RefSeq lists its product as uncharacterized. NCBI's taxonomy places the organism in Eukaryota, Fungi, Ascomycota, Sordariomycetes, Glomerellales, Glomerellaceae. The transcript is spliced from 2 exons. Bases 1 to 351 code for a protein of 116 amino acids. The record is from RefSeq and is a predicted model, not a curated record.
AUGAGGCUCACUGCUGCGUCGGCGUUCCUUUCUGCCGCCCUCGCCGCGGCAGCCCCGAAAGCACAAGACGAAGAGCCCGGUGCAGUGUUCGGCAUCUCGUUCACAUACGAGAACGGCACCUUCACCGAUGUCUACGACGUGCCUGAGACGCUAUCAGGGUACCCCCUAGCCAGCAACGGCAUCGUGACGAACGUCUUCAUCUACCCCCCGCCAGGCCAGUCCGCCCGCUGCGCGUUUCUAGAACCCGAGCCCAGCAGACAGGGGCUCGGGGUCUGGACGAUUGCCCGCGCGACGACCGUUGUCCUCAGCCCCCCGGCAGAAGUGGGCUACGUGCAGUGUAACCGAGCCUAA